Messenger RNA from Labrus bergylta (ballan wrasse), 1034 nucleotides. NCBI's taxonomy places the organism in Eukaryota, Metazoa, Chordata, Actinopteri, Labriformes, Labridae. The record is from RefSeq and is a predicted model, not a curated record.
CAUCACAGGUCUGAAGAGUCUCCAUGGAGAGGUGGGAGCAGCAUUGACAUUUGACUUGCUGAAGUACGAUGAGGAGACCCUCACUGCUUUUCUUCGUGUUACCAGCAAGGGUUUGGUGAAGCUGUGGAGCUCCCUGACUCUGCUGGGCUUCUAUCAGAACCAGGCCUGUGCCUUCAGAGUCCUGCAGGUGUCUCCGUACCUGCUCUCACUGUCAGGAAACAGCCGAGAGCUGCAGCUGGACUGACGGAGGAGGAGGAGCUUCAUUUUCUCCAGGAUGAGUUUCAGGUGGAGCAGCAUUUUGAACAAACCUCGGCUCUGCCUCUCCUCCAUCACGGCAGCUGCUCCCUCCUGCAGGCUGCUUCAUGUCGGCCAGCGAGCCUCCCUCACCAAAGCCUUCUCCUCCCGAGACGUGGAGCUGUUCGCCGAGCUGACGGGUGACACAAACCCGCUCCAUCUGGACCCCACCUACGCCCGCACCACCUCCUUUGAGACGCCCAUUGUCCACGGCGUGCUCAUCAACGGGCUCAUCUCGGCCGUGCUCGGCACCAGGAUGCCAGGCCGCGGCUGCGUCUUCCUCUACCAGGAGAUCCGUUUCCCUGCACCGCUCUACAUCGGAGAGGAGGUGCUGGCCGAGGCCGAAGUCCGCAAGAUCAAGAUGUCGUUUGCUUUCAUCGCCGUGACAUGCUCCGUCAAGGACAAGGUGGUGAUGGAGGGGGAGGUGAUGGUGAUGAUGCCCGAGGAUCAGCAGCAGAAGGGGUGAGAGGAGGAGGAGGAGGAGGAGGAGGAGCACCCUUACAGUUAAACCCAAGUGACUCACAAGAUCUUCUGGAUGCAAAAGUUUUCUGUGCACAACAGAAUUUGCUGCAUGGUGCUGUUUAUUUUGUUUAUUGAUCGAGUGUGGAGAACAGUGUCUGGACAGUUUGAUAACCAUGGAGACGUGUCAUUUCAUGUUUUAUUGUUUUUCUAGUUAAAGACAUGAUCUGUACUUUCUUUGAUGUUGUGCGUGGAAUAUAAAAGCUGUGGAAAAAACCCCA